GAGGGUCUCAUAAGGAAUAAUAUUCAACAGUAUAAGAUUGACAUGGCUGAUGAGGUCAUUAAUGCUGGGCGUUUUGACCAAAGGACGACUCAUGAAGAGCGACGAAUGACAUUGGAGACUUUGUUGCACGACGAAGAGAGAUAUCAAGAAACUGUCCAUGAUGUGCCUUCUCUGCAUGAGGUGAACAGGAUGAUUGCCAGGAGCGAGGAGGAAGUUGAGUUAUUUGAUCAGAUGGAUGAAGAAUUUGACUGGACGGAGGAGAUGACUAAUCAUGAGCAGGUGCCUAAAUGGCUUCGAGCUAGUACCAAAGAGGUGAAUGCUGCUGUUUCUGAUUUGUCCAAAAAACCGUCAAAGAACAUGUUGUCUAGCAGUAAUCUGAUUGUGCAACCUAGUGGACCGGGAGGUGAGAGAAAAAGGGGGCGGCCCAAGAGCAAAAAGAUUAACUACAAGGAAAUUGAAGAUGACAUUGCAGGUUACUCUGAGGAAAGCUCUGAGGAAAGGAACAUUGAUUCUGGGAAUGAAGAAGAGGGAGAC
Camelina sativa (false flax) is the source of this 534-nucleotide messenger RNA. The record is from RefSeq and is a predicted model, not a curated record. Lineage: Eukaryota; Viridiplantae; Streptophyta; Magnoliopsida; Brassicales; Brassicaceae.